CACUACCGUCACAGUAAAGAAUCUCGUCCUCGUAUCUAAUCUAAACCAUCUGUCUUUCAGUCUGAAGCCAUUCCCCUUUGUCCUGUCACUACAUGCCCUUGUAGAAAGACUCUCUUAGUCUUUCCUGUAGGCUCCCUUCAGGUACUGAAGGCCACAAUAUGCUAACCUGUAAACCUUCUUUUCUCCAGGGUGAGCAAUGCCAAUCCUCCUAGCCUUUCCUCACAGGAGAAGUGCUCCAUCCCACUAAUCAUCUGGUCCUCUGGACCUGCUCCAGCAAGUCAGUGUCCGUCCUGUAUUUCAUAACAAUAUGGAUGACUAGGUUAGGGAGAAAGAAAGAAACACGUGUAUAUGGUUGCGCUUGGUCUGUCUGAACAAGUCUGAAGAAGGAAAUACUGUUCUCACCGGUCCUUCUUUCUUUAUUGUGUUAUAAGAUAGAUACAUUUCCUUGCCUUUCUGGGUAUCAAAACCAGGCAACAAAAUGUAAUUCAAACACAGAAGUCCAUGUGUGAUAUUAGAUUCAUUAGCUGUACCAAGAGAAACGGAGUAGUGGUCUAUGUGGUAAUUGACAAAAUGACAACAUUUUGAUUUAAAGGCAAAAUUAAGGGAAAAAUGCGAAACAGAAACCUGAAAGAGUGGCUAGUUCAUGUAAAUUUAAAAAUACAGUUGAGUUACUGUAAGAUCUAGCUGUGAGGAACAGCUGUACAACAGCCUAUGCAGGGAAUUUCGAGAAUAUCAAUGUAUUGGUGAGUCACAGGUUAAAGCCCUUGUGCAUGAGAGGAUAUUCCAGCACUCCUACCUUAGACAUGUUUCUUAAAGAGAAGUAAAUCCAGCCAUAAUGCCAUCAAGUGAAUUCUUCUUGUCAGUUCUAAGCACAUUCUCCAGCUUUUUGAAGAAUAACAAUUAAAUUAAGUUCUCCCAAAUGUGGGAUUUUCCAUCAGUAACCCUGAUUGCUAUCAGCUGGGAUUUGUGAGAAGCCUCUCAUCAUGCAUGACCUUCUGAAGAGAUUAUUUUGGUUUGUUACUCUAGCAGGGGGUGGUCUCUGAGGAAGGCGUGGGGCUGCUCUUGUGCCCACUCUCAUGACCAAUACAGGGCUGGAAGCUGGCUUUUUGUUUCUUUCCUUUUUAUUUAUAAGGUUUGUCCAUUACCUUGUCUCAGUGACUUAAAUCCAUUCCCUUGCUUAACAUUAGUCAAAAUUUCCCUUAAAUGUUCUUGUUAUUGGGAUACAGCUCUCAACGUACUAGGUUCAGGUCUUCAAGAUACUGAUCCUGGGGUUCAUCUGUUAUAUAGAAAUGGCAUGUGGGACUCAGUUAACAGGCUUACCUGAGGCAGUCACCUUUACUGGGAAUUGAGCAUUCAGAAUGAAGAGAAUACUCUGUAAUCUCACUGAUUUUUUUUUACUUUGCUAGAAUCUGCCUGAUGUUGCUGAUAGCAUCUAAUGUUCUAUCAGCAAUCACAUCUUCUAAGCUAUGUCCGGUGUAAGAUACAGAGGAGGCAUUUCCUGAUGAUGUAAGCCAUUGUUAGUUAUCAAAUGCUUUUCAGAAAGGACCUUGCUUCACAUGGGGAAAAUGAAAAAAACCCUGCAAAACUGUUAGAUUUUCUAAUUUUGUCUAGAAAAAAAUAAUAAUUAAGAAACUUUCUCUCUUGAGAUUGAAAGAACACAUCUGGAGGCAAAAGAAGUUAAUCAAAAGCUUUGUUCCUUUUUGCUAUGCAAUAUAGGAUCGUUUUGCUAUAGAAGAUCUAUGCCCACAGGGUCCAAAUCAGGACGACUUAUGGUGCGGCUGGCAAUAGCCGAGAAGGCGCUGAAGUGCGAGGAGCACGAUGUGAACCUGCCGCUGAGCGAGCACAACGAGCCGUGGUUCAUGCGCCUGAGCUCCUCUGGAGAGGUACCCGUCCUGAUCCAUGGGGAAAACAUCAUUUGUGAGGCAACGCAGAUUAUUGACUACCUUGAGGCGACGUUUGUAGAUGAGGAAGUACCAAGAUUAAUGCCAGAAGAAGGGAGCAUGUAUUAUCCAAGGGUGCAACACUACAGAGAGCUUUUAGACUCCUUGCCUAUGGAUGCCUACACACAUGGCUGCAUCCUGCACCCUGAGUUAACAGUGGACUCCAUGAUUCCAGCCUAUGCUACCAGCAGAAUCCGUAGCCAAAUAAGUAACACAGAAUCAGAGUUGAAGAAACUUGCAGAAGAAAAUCCAGACCUUCAAGAUGCCUAUAUAGCAAAACAGAAGCGCCUUAAGUCUAAACUGCUGGAUCAUGAUAAUAUAAAAUACCUAAAGAAAAUACUGGAUGAACUAGAAAAAGUUUUGGAUCAGGUUGAGACUGAAUUACAGCGGCGAAAUGAGGAAACACCAGAAGAUGGAAAUCAGCCUUGGCUCUGUGGUGAUUUCUUCAGUCUGGCAGAUGUGUCACUUGCUGUCACAUUACAUCGCCUGAAGUUUCUGGGAUUAGCAAGAAGAAACUGGGGAAAUGGAAAGCGGCCCAACUUGGAAGCUUACUAUGAGCGUGUCGUGAAGAGAAAAGCAUUUCACAAAGUUUUGGGACACGUCAACAAUAUAUUAAUCUCGGCUGUCCUGCCAACAGCAUUCCGUGUGGCCAAGAAAAGGGCUCCCAGGGUUCUUGGCAGCACCCUGCUGGUCGGCAUGCUGGCAGGGGUGGGUUAUCUUGCUUUCCUGUGUCUUCGGAAGAGAUUUGCCAGCAUGGUGCUAUCGAUUAGAACCAGGCAAAGUUAUUUUUAGACCUUGUCUGUCCCUGGUGGUGAGUGGAGGGCAUCUUUACCCCCCAGGAAAAUAUCUCCAAUAAAAUAUAAAUGUAGAAGAACAGUUAUGUCUGUGAAUUAGAACAUUGUCACAGAGUAAUCAUCUCCUGCUGCUGUAUAAUUGGGCUGGCAAUUCUGAGAUAUUUUUCAAAAAUAUGUGUUGGGGGAAUGACAAAGGAAAGAAGAGACUUUCUUUUCAGCCAAGGGCCUAUAACUGUGAGAGUGCUUUGUUGAAGUGAUUAUGGUCUCCUUUACCCAAUAGCUGACAUAAUUAAAUGCUUUUAUUUAAUAGCUACGCAGCAAUGUGACAGCUUUUCACUGUAGAUGAAAUGCAUUAUUGGGUAGAAACCAGCAUUGUUAAAAUACUGAAAAUAGCUCUUACUUUAAAUGCUCAGAGUAAGAUUUAAUUGGAACAUUGUGCCUGUUGUGUACAGGAGCAAGUUUCUCCGUACUGAUUAUUGUCUGUUGGCUUGCAGUUGGACCUUUAAGAAUGUGUUAAAAAGUAAUCUUGUGAAGCCACUUUUGUCAUUAUAUGUUCAUGCAGCAGUACAGGAAAAGACCUGAAACAGGUAAGAACAUCAGUCAUUUGUGUUCCACACAAGGGAAGUUCUCCAGAAGCAUCACUGGACAACAGAUAUUAGAAUUUUGCUGAAAUACAGGUGGGAGCUAAACACCUGACACUUCUCUUUUGACAGCCUUUUGUGCCCAGCCUCAAACUCCGGCAGAAUAAAAUCAAACUAUCUUGGUGCACAUUUGCUGCUUUCUUUGGGGUGGCUUGAUACAGUUGCCUCCAUAUGAAUGUCCUGUGUACCCUUUUGUGUUUCACUCUGAGCACUGGCUAUUUUUUGCACACUUCUUGGCAACAUUAGCAAUUGCACAUGUCUCUACAAAAUGCUUGCCCACAAUGUGCCACAGCCAACUAGAAAACACAUGCAGAGCCUUUUUGUAUAAGUAAUUAAAAAUAGUUCACUAUCUAUCAGUCUGGUUAGGUAGCCUAGACUGAAGGUAAGUCAAGCUGUAAUUUAGCAAUCUGUUUACUUAUGGAUAGGGGUCGUGUUGAUGGUAAGUGAAAAAUACAGUAAGUUUGGAAACGAUUUGUACUGAUGAUCUUUUGUAAAACUGCAGUCUUGUAGCAUGGAAGAAAGGUGUAUAAAAUAUUUUGAUUACUUCCUACUACUCAACAGAUGCUGUGAAUUUUAUUAGUUUUGAACUGAGCUCCCAUUUCAACAAGAAAUGUACAUUUACCUGAAGAUAGAAUUUGAAUAAUUUUUCAGCAAAGAAAAGCAUUUGGGAAGGGCUGAAAAUUCUCAUGACAGUUUAGUAAGACUUUUGUAUGCUUGAUGAAUGUUUGGAAGCCUCAGAAUUUUCUUUACAAGUUUUACAUAGCUGCCAAGAAUAAGGCAUAACUUUAAGUGUUUGCCUGUCAACAAUCAGUGCUAACAGGCCCAAGUACGUUUUAGGUCCAGGGCUGGUGGCUGUUGUCUCUCUGUACAAUUGCAUUUAAGUGUCAAGAAUGUCAUCUCAAGUUUGUUGGAGAGAACUAAGGCAGUUUCUGUCUGGGCACUCUCACCAUCUAACACAUAUUAAUAUAAAAUUAUUGGAUACUCCUGCUUAUUAUUUAAUAUUGUACUGGUUGUCUAGCAAAAGUAGACCAAAUCUCAUUACUCCUUUUCAGUAAUAAGAAACAUCUAACCUAGGAAAAAAAGUGCUUUUUUAUUUGUCUAAAAGACAGUUUUAUAUAAUUCUAUUUAUGAUCCAGUGGUUUCAAGAACUUGUUGAAUUAAAUGUGCUCUAUUUAGAAAAGCUUUAUUAUCUCUAGAGUGGGUUUAAUCCAACAAUACUAUUAAUAUACUGGCAGCUUUAACUGAUUUUGUUGUUAGUGUGUUGCAGUUCAUCUGCAUUUACUUGUAGCUAUCAAAUUCCACUAAGUUAAUAAACACAAAGUAAGA
Poecile atricapillus (Black-capped chickadee) is the source of this 4701-nucleotide messenger RNA. RefSeq names its product ganglioside induced differentiation associated protein 1 (gene GDAP1). Gene Ontology annotation, cellular component: mitochondrial outer membrane. NCBI's taxonomy places the organism in Eukaryota, Metazoa, Chordata, Aves, Passeriformes, Paridae. Bases 1740 to 2732 code for a protein of 330 amino acids. The record is from RefSeq and is a predicted model, not a curated record. Gene Ontology annotation, biological process: mitochondrial fusion; mitochondrial fission. The transcript is spliced from 6 exons.